Molecule: messenger RNA, 1448 nt
Organism: Papaver somniferum (opium poppy)
Lineage: Eukaryota; Viridiplantae; Streptophyta; Magnoliopsida; Ranunculales; Papaveraceae
Product: peptidyl-prolyl cis-trans isomerase CYP26-2, chloroplastic-like
Exons: 2
Coding region: 89-1240 (383 amino acids)
Biological process (GO): protein peptidyl-prolyl isomerization
Cellular component (GO): chloroplast
Molecular function (GO): peptidyl-prolyl cis-trans isomerase activity
Source: RefSeq, a predicted model, not a curated record
UGGAAACAAAAAGACAAAACAGACUGCAGCUGAGAUUUUGGUAGAAGUACUGUCUGAUAAAAGAAGUAAAUUUGAUAUAAAGAGCUUAAUGAACUCACUGAAAAUGAGUCGGAACAGUUUGCAGCUAUCUCAUCAAACCCAUAAACUAUUUUGCCAGUCUUCUCAUUUGCCUACUACACAACAACCUGGCGCCAAUCAAACCUCUGCCACUUUCAAAACCAGUUAUAAGAUUUCUCGCCGAGAGCUCUCAAUCUGCAUUGGUCCAUCACUGCUCUACUUAGGAAACCCAUUUCAUCUCCCUGAAGCACGAGCAGAAGACGAAGCUCUGCUAAAAGAUACAACUGAAGUACAGGAGGAAACUUUAGGGGUAAAAGGCAGCACAGAUAGCAGUAUAGCAGAAGAUGUAUCUCUGCUAAAAGAUGAUACUGAAGCACAGGAGGAAACUUCAGGGGCAAAAGGCAGCACAGAUAACAGUACAGCCGAAGACGAAUCUCUGCUAAAAGAUACAACGGAAGCACAGGAGGAAACUUCAGAGGCCAAAGGCAGCACUGACAACAGUAUAACGAAGAGGGCUUACCUUGAUAUUUCCAUUGAUAGAGAACCAGUAGGUCGAAUCAUCAUUGGGCUCUAUGGAUCUGAAACUCCAGAAGGAUUUGCCAGGUUUUCAAGCCUUGUUAGUGGCACUGCAGGUACCAGUUACAGAAGAAAGGAUUUUGUGAAAAUACUGCCGAAUUACGUACAACAUGGAGGUGUGAGAUCAUUUGGUGUUGAUGCUGAUCUUGCAAAGAAAACAGGAAGUAGUUUAGCUGUAGAUAAGCUGGUAACUGAAUGGGAGAGAUUAAAUGAAAAAAAUCCAGGGAUCAAAAAUGUUGCCGGUUCAGUAAGCAUUGUAGUAAGAAAUCCAUUAAAACCACCUCCCAAGAUGAAAUUGGUGGCACGGAAAGGGAAGUUCGAGAUUGACGAAGAGGAAGCUGGAACAGAUCCUAAUGGAACUGAGUUUGUGAUCAGCAGUAAAGAUUCUCCAGAGCUGGAUUCAUCAUCACUUGUGGUUGGAAAGGUUUUGGAUGGGAAGAAUGUGGUGGAGAGGAUCACAAAGGUGAAGACUGUGCAGGAGAACACAAGUUCCCCUUAUUUCAGGGUAGCGAAGCUGAUUGGUGAUAAGCGAGCUGUUGUUGCAGAAAGAGGAUUCAACCGUCCUUACUCGAAAGUUACUGUCACAAACUGUGGCUUAAUGGAUUAAGUACCUUGCACUACAUACAUUCUUGAAAAGAUUAAAGAUUUUCAAUUAAUCAAAUCUUAGAACAAUUUUUCAUGCCAUAUUACUAAAACCGUAGUUUUCAUUCAGCUUUUCAUGUUUUGGCUUGUAUUUGGCAACUACUUUUCGGAUUGAACAGGCUAUGAACAGACCUAGCAUUUCACAAAUCAAUAUGAACAGACUUGGCAUUUCA